CCGCUGGUCAUAUGUAAACGGCUUAACGGUUAAACGCUUAUCUCAUUUGUCGUUGGGCUAUUCGUCUUCUUUAUGUUAUUAUGUAAGGUGUUUCUCCAGCUGCUUUCAGUGCUAUCAAACGAACAACUGAAAGAGCAGAGAAACUGCGGAAAUGGUUGCGAAAACGUCCCUGUAACUGGAGUUGCGCGGCGAUGCGCCGUCUGGCAGGACCAGUGUGGGCGUCCCAGUCGGCUGUUUCCUAAGAGCCCACAAACCUAGGAUUUGUUUUAUGACUUAAAGUUAAUUUAAUUAAUUUAAUAAGGAGAGUGGCUGUUAAAGAAGCCGCGUUGGCUUUGCUAUCAUACGGUGACAAUGUUUCAGUUUUGGGUGAGCUUGUAUCGAAAAUAUUCAGCCGACAGUGCAAAAGGAUUUGAAGGGAUGGAAAACCCCGGCUACCGCACCGGGAGCUUUGACAGCCUCCAACAGCCCAGCGACGACGAUGAUGACGAGAUGGUGGACAUUGCAGGAGCCACACUGGACUUUUCCACCACGGACGACGACCCCCCUCUCAGCUCAGGAGGUUAUGAGGAACACAGCAGCAGAGCAGCCGGUAUGAACGGUAACGGCCCCAGUAAACUUGUGGACCCCCUGGAGGACCCGCUGCCCGGGGUGGGCACCUACGAAGACUUCAACACCAUCGACUGGGUCAGAGAGAAAAGCAGGGACCGCGACAGGCACCGAGAGAUCAGCAAUAAGAGCAAACAGUCGACUGUGGCUCUGCUGCACAGCAUCAGUGAUGCCUUCUCUGGAUGGCUGCUCAUGCUUCUAGUGGGACUCAUGUCAGGUGCUUUAGCCGGCGGCAUCGACAUUGCAGCCCACUGGCUGACUGACAUGAAGGAAGGGGUUUGUCUCAUCGGCUUCUGGUUCAACCACGAGCACUGCUGUUGGACGUCCAAUGAGACGACGUUUCAAGAGCGGGACCAGUGUCCACAGUGGCAGAGCUGGGCUGAGCUGAUAACGGGGACAUCGGAGGGUCCAUUAGCCUACAUAAUGAACUACCUGAUGUACAUCUUCUGGGCUUUACUUUUUGCUUUCCUGGCUGUCGCGCUGGUCAGGGCCUUCGCUCCAUAUGCAUGUGGCUCAGGAAUACCAGAGAUUAAAACCAUCCUGAGUGGGUUCAUCAUCCGUGGCUACCUGGGGAAGUGGACCCUGAUCAUCAAGACCAUCACCCUGGUUUUAGCCGUCUCGUCUGGGCUAAGCUUAGGGAAGGAGGGCCCUCUGGUACAUGUGGCCUGCUGCUGCGCUAAUAUAUUGUGUCACCUGUUCACCAAGUACCGGAAGAAUGAGGCCAAGCGGCGAGAGGUGUUGUCGGCAGCAGCAGCAGUAGGUGUGUCUGUGGCCUUCGGGGCUCCCAUUGGAGGAGUCCUGUUCAGCCUGGAGGAGGUGAGUUAUUACUUCCCUCUGAAGACUCUUUGGCGUUCGUUCUUCGCUGCCCUGGUAGCGGCCUUCACUCUGCGCUCCAUAAAUCCGUUUGGAAACAGCCGCCUUGUGCUGUUCUACGUGGAGUUUCAUGCCCCGUGGCACAUGGUGGAGCUGGCCCCCUUCAUCCUGCUGGGAAUAUUCGGUGGCCUCUGGGGGGCGCUGUUCAUCAGGGCCAACAUCGCCUGGUGCAGGAGACGUAAAACUACUCGUUUGGGUCACUACCCUGUCGUUGAGGUGCUAGUGGUCACAGCUUUGACCGCCGUGAUCGCCUACCCAAACAGCUACACCAGGAUGAGUGGAGCUGAGCUUAUUUCUGAGCUGUUUAACGACUGCUCACUGCUCGAUUCCUCUCAGCUCUGCGGCUACAAACAGCCCACCAACACAUCAGAUACUGGUGCAGGUAACAGCCUCGCUGACCGGCCGGCAGGAGAAGGCCUGUACACUGCUCUGUGGCAGUUGGCCCUGGCCUUAAUCUUCAAGAUAACGGUCACUGUGAUUACCUUUGGCAUGAAGGUUCCCUCUGGUCUCUUCAUCCCCAGUAUGGCAGUUGGAGCCAUCGCCGGCAGACUGCUGGGUGUUGGCAUGGAGCAGCUGGCCUACUAUCACCACGACUGGUUUCUCUUUAAAGGGUGGUGCUCGCCAGGAGCAGACUGCAUCACUCCGGGCCUCUACGCCAUGGUUGGAGCCGCUGCAUGUUUAGGUGGAGUGACUCGUAUGACGGUGUCACUGGUAGUCAUCAUGUUUGAGCUGACCGGCGGUCUGGAGUACAUCGUUCCUCUCAUGGCAGCGACCAUGACCAGCAAAUGGGUGGCAGAUGCUUUCGGAAGAGAGGGAAUCUAUGAGGCUCACAUCCGGCUGAAUGGAUACCCGUUCCUGGAGCCUAAAGAGGAGUUUGAGCACAGCAGCCUGACUGUGGACGUGAUGAGGCCCAGAAGGUCGGACCCUGCGCUGGCUGUUCUCACACAGGAGGGCAUGACUGUAGAGGAGGUGGAGGCCUUGGUGGAAAGCACGCACUACAGUGGCUUCCCUGUGGUCGUCUCCCAGGAGUCCCAGAGGCUGGUGGGAUUCGUAUUCAGAAGAGACCUGCUCAUAUCAAUAGACAACGCCCGAAAGCGCCAGGAGGGUGUCGUCAGCGCUUCCCAGGUGGUCUUUACCGAGCACGCUCCGGCUCACGCCGCUGACGCUCCACCACCACUCCGCCUCAGAGGCAUCAUGGAUCUGAGCCCCUUCACGGUCACAGACCACACACCUAUGGACAUCACUGUGGAUAUUUUCAGGAAGCUGGGACUACGCCAGUGUCUGGUUACACAUAACGGGAGGCUGCUGGGAAUCAUCACUAAAAAAGACAUACUGAAACACAUGGCGCAGAUCGCCAACAGAGACCCCGACUCCAUCCUCUUCAACUGAACCCCUCCGUCCUUCCUCCUUAUUCUCCUUCCAUCUCGCCUCUGUAGACCAGGGGAGACGAAGACACCAGCUUGCACACUGAAUGAAAAGCACCUUUUUUUUUUUCCUACUCUUCUACAUUUAAAGUGUCUGUUCAGAGAAAGCCAAGUAAGUCGAGCUCCAUUUGCUCAGGCGACUAGAGAACAAUGGAUCUUUUUUCUUUUCGUUUUUUUUGUAAGAUGGAGGCGUUUUUGGCUUUCCGAAACAAUGACUCAUCCUCACUGCUGGCCUCAAUUUCAUGUUCAACCCAGACGGAUGUUGUACACUUGACAAAUAAGUCAAUAGAAUAGUUCACAUCUGCUCUUUUUUGUCUUUUUUUCCAUUCAGUCCUUCCUUUUCUUUCCCUUUUUUCCCUAAAGAAAAAAGUGAGAAAUGUGGAGAGCAAAAGUGCCAUCUUGCUUCUCUGCAACACCUCAGAGAAAAACAUUUAAAAGGAGGUGAGAACAGGUAAUCCCCUGCCGUAAAUACUCACAAGAAGAGAGGAGAAAUGAAGAGGUUUGGGGAGCUCCGUGCCUGCCCUGCGGCCGUCACAGCGAGCCCAGACAGAGCCCUCUGAGCUGGGCUGAUGGAUGCUCUGCUGCCUCCCCCACCUCCCACCUUCUCUUCCCUUCUUCUGUGAGGUGUCCUGUAGCCUCGGGGGCGAAGCACACGGAGUGUGAGAAGAGGAUCUGAUACACACUUACACUCCAUAAGGACUCCAUGACAGCCUGGGAACUCUCUAAAAAUGUCUUUUUGUUGUGAUCAUAUAGACUCUUAUGAUUUGUAAUACAGCGUUGGACUCCAGCCUGGAAACUAUGCGGCGUUGUCUUCCAUUCCGACUCUACGAUUGGCAUCAUGGCGGUUAUUAUUCAAAUACAAAAAAAAUCAAAAAUCAAACAAAGACAAUGCUGCAAAAGCCAUGUCAAGCCUUAUGGAAGGGUGCAGGUGUUUCUGUGCUGCUGUGGAAGGGCUAAA
Messenger RNA from Etheostoma cragini (Arkansas darter), 3861 nucleotides. RefSeq names its product chloride channel, voltage-sensitive 5b (gene clcn5b). Gene Ontology annotation, cellular component: synaptic vesicle; early endosome; membrane. The transcript has 17 exons. Bases 352 to 2868 code for a protein of 838 amino acids. Gene Ontology annotation, biological process: transmembrane transport; chloride transport. The record is from RefSeq and is a predicted model, not a curated record. NCBI's taxonomy places the organism in Eukaryota, Metazoa, Chordata, Actinopteri, Perciformes, Percidae. Gene Ontology annotation, molecular function: voltage-gated chloride channel activity.